UCAGUUCAAUGAAAACAACACAAAAUGCAAUCUCUGAAACAGAAUGGUUCAGACAGCAGGAGUCUGGGAAAAAUCUACUACGACGUUCUGAAGAACGAAGCAGAUCCGAACAAAAUAGCAUUGAUUGAUAAAGUUACCAAGAAUCGAUUAAGCUACGGCGAACUUUUGGAUCAAUGUUUGAAAGUUGGCGAAGAGUUGAAAGCGCUCGGUGUAACAAAAGGUGAUUUAGUUGGGAUAGUGUCAGGAAAUCGUCCAGAGUAUUUCGUUCCUGUUUUGGCGUGCUUCUUCAUUGGAGCAACCGUCCAUCCAAUCAACGGCAUCUAUUUAUUAAGAGAGUUGAAAGCCGCCUUCGACAUCUCCAAGCCCAAAAUUAUAUUCGCAACUGAGGAAAGCUUGAAUAAAGUUCAGCAGCUUCAAGCAGAUACAGAUUACAUCGCGAACAUAAUUAAUUUCGAUGGGAAUUAUUUGAGUAUCAUUCGAGAUCGAUCCGGUUUGAGUAGAGAUGAAAUUGUUGAAAACUGCGAUAAUGAUGCCGCCGUGAUACUCAGCUCAUCAGGAACCACUGGUUUACCGAAGGGCGUAGUUUUAACGCAAAACAACAUCAAGUGCUCUUUUAAUUAUCUAAAAUAUCCAUACGUCGAUUUAAAUCCUGAUAAUGUCUUGAUCGGAAUGAUGCCCAACUUUCACGUUUACGGAUUUCUACUUGGUAUUGGCAACAUCCUUCGUCUCUCGUUAACGGUAAUUCUACAGAAGUUCCAACCCAAUCAAUAUUGCGAAAUAAUUGAAGAGUAUAAUGUGACCACUCUUCACAUUGUUCCAUCUAUUGGCGUGUUUUUAGCUAAACAUCCUAUUGUGGAAAACUACGAUUUUUCUUCGGUCAAGGAUAUCUUGUGUGGUGCUGCUCCUUUAGGUGCCGAAGUUCAGAGCGUUUUAGAACAAAGAUUUAAUUGCAAAAUGCGGCAGAUGUACGGAUUGACGGAAACUUGCGGUGUGAUAACUCUAGUACCAAUGGGCGAAGAAUCGAAGAUUGGAGGUGCAGGAAAACCUUUGCCUUGGCUAGAUAUAAAAAUUAUCGAUAUUGAUACCAAAGAAGAGAUGGCUCAAGGCGGAAUUGGUGAGGUGUGCGUGAAGACCGCACAAAAUAUAAAAGGUUAUUUGAACAAGGAGGAAGAAACUAAAAGUAUGUAUUUGGAAGAUGGCUUCCUCUGCACCGGAGACAUUGGUUAUUUAGACGACGACGGCGAACUCUUCAUCGUAGACAGAUUAAAGGAAUUGAUCAAGUAUAAAGGAUUCCAGGUAUCUCCAUCUGAAUUAGAAGACAUACUGAACUCACACGAAUACAUUGUGGACUCAGCCGUUAUAGGAAUACCGGACGAAAGAGCCGGAGAACUACCAAUGGCUUUCGUUGUCAAGCGAGAAAACGUCGAUCUCAGCGAAGAAGCAGUCAAGGAAUUUGUAGCUCAUCAUGUAUCAUUGCACAAACAACUACACGGAGGCGUCAAGUUCAUUGGAGAAAUUCCCAAAGGUCCAACUGGAAAGAUUUUAUGGAAAGAACUUCGCGAGUUGACCAAGUAAUAAUUUUACAUUGUUUAUUUAACUUUUUUUAAUCAACGUUA
This is a messenger RNA of Nicrophorus vespilloides, 1616 nucleotides long. RefSeq names its product 4-coumarate--CoA ligase 1-like. NCBI's taxonomy places the organism in Eukaryota, Metazoa, Arthropoda, Insecta, Coleoptera, Silphidae. The transcript has 7 exons. Bases 25 to 1575 code for a protein of 516 amino acids. The record is from RefSeq and is a predicted model, not a curated record. Gene Ontology annotation, molecular function: long-chain fatty acid-CoA ligase activity. Gene Ontology annotation, biological process: long-chain fatty acid metabolic process; fatty-acyl-CoA biosynthetic process.